This is a messenger RNA of Aspergillus mulundensis, 846 nucleotides long. RefSeq lists its product as uncharacterized. The coding region runs from base 1 to 846 and encodes 281 amino acids. The record is from RefSeq and is a predicted model, not a curated record. Gene Ontology annotation, cellular component: membrane. The transcript has 3 exons. NCBI's taxonomy places the organism in Eukaryota, Fungi, Ascomycota, Eurotiomycetes, Eurotiales, Aspergillaceae.
AUGCGGCGACCGUCAUUCAACCCCGGGCGGACGAAGAAUCUCAUCCAUGGCCUUCAAGGCUUCUUGAUCUUCCUCGCAUGGGCGCUCACUAUCGCUGUAUUCACAAAGGGAGGCGGUAUCGAUGGACGGACGGCGUACUAUUUCGCUUUGUGUUGGUUCAGCAUUCCCGGUCUCAUCUAUCUAGUCGCCGUGCCCAUGUGGCCUCGCGCUCGACGAUUCGGAAACGUCUACGCUUUUGCGACCGUCGACUGUCUCUACGUCCUCCUGUGGUUUGUCGCCUGGAUUUGCAUCGCCAGCUACGUAACACAAGGCAAGAGUGAGGGCAAGGACGACAGCGAUUCGAAGGACAGCGACUCGGAAGAGAAGAAGAGCGGGUGCGACAACUGGAAGUAUGGCAGCGCCAGCAAAUGCCAUGUUAGCACCGCUACCGUUCUCUUUCUUAUUACAGCCUGGAUGUCUUUCCGAAACGUCAUGCAUUUCCGCCGGACCGGUACCCUGCCCGACGCUGUCUCUGACCCCACCUUCGCCGCACAGAGCAAGGCUGCGUUCUCCUCGAACCCCGCUCAAGACUUUGAAGAAGAGGACGACUUCCGCUCUCGCGCCGGAAUGGGCUCCUCGCUUCGCGACCGCGAUGAGGACUACGCGCUGCUACACCAAAGCGAAGUGGACGACCUCGGAAACCCUGGCGGACGCGGCGCCUACGACCCGACCACCUCCGGCGGGACCGUCCUGCAUGACUACAAUGCCAGCGAGUACGGUAGCACCAGCUACGGCGGUGCCCAUGGCCAGCACUACGGGGCGCCCUCAGAAUACGACUCGACCGUGAGCGGGUACGGCCACCGCUAA